UCAGUGAUCAGGCUUAAAUCCGCACUUUUGUGAAAUGAUGCAUUUGCGCGCUUGAUCUGUCCCUAGAUAUCCGCACCUGCUGGAAACUGGCGGCUGGAUGCUGCAGAAAAGGGGGGAAACCCGACGAGGAUGAGGAUGAAAUGAGGUGUACUAUUAUGGGUUUUUGAGAAGGCUUCGAGGAGGGAAAAUGGAUGAAAAAUAAGCUGCUCUAAGCCACAAACGCAUCGAGCAGGCCCUAAAGCGUCCGGUGCGUCUUUCUUGCGUUUGGAUCUAAAACCUCCUCCAUUUCUCAGAUUCCCAGACCCUCUAAAAAGCCUUCAAGACGGACGGGGUGGUGGAGCACCGAGGCAAAAACCGGGCCAACAUGCGGGACAGGGACUUCAUGCCCAACAUGGAGCGGGGCAAGCCGGCCACCUACACAGGGGACAAGAAAGCCAAGAUGGCUGCGAAGACCAACAAAAAGUGGGUCCGGCUGGCCACCGUGUUCGCCUACGUGCUCUCCGUGUCCCUGGCGGCGAUCAUCCUGGCUGUUUAUUACAGCCUAAUAUGGAAACCGACCAGCCAGGGGCUCGGAGUGACGGACAGCUCCGUGGGAAACAACAACACGUCCAAGAACAUCUCGAGCAGCGUUAACAGCACGAGCACCAAUUUCACGCAAACGGAUAACGGUACGAGCGCAAAUGGGACGCAGAUAGACUUGGGGUUUAAUGCGACCGGAGCUGGAAACGAGAGCGCGGCCGCACAGAUUGCGGAAAGAGCGCACGCAUACUCGACCGCCAUUGAAUACACGCCUGUGAGUAAUCAGAUGAAACAAAGCGCUUUUGGACAGUACAGAUCCGAUCCAGACCCGGGCAGCAGGACGAGUCCGAGUGACGCAAAAAGAGAAAAGCGCGAGACGGUACCGGAGAAAUCUGCGCGCUCUCAAAACGGACCGGAAAAGAGAGCACCAGAAGGACGCACACUGGUUUAAGCUUACACUUCGACUCUAAACCGCAUGCACUAACGGUGUGCAAAUGCAGGACUAUUUCGGCGCACUCGGUUUAGGACGCAUAAGUUUGGCGCAUAGCAGCGCGCGCACCAGGAUUCAUGGAAAGAUGUGAAGUAUUGAGCGCUUGGUGCAUGGACGCCUACUUGAUUAGGAUGGUGAUGAUGAUGAUGCUAAUGCACUACACAGACUUAUUCUUAAAACAUUUCCAUGUAACAUUAAACCGUCCAAAGUGUAAUCUUUCAUUUUAGGCACCUGUUUGAUGGACACUAUAUUUCAAACUGAUUGGCAUAAACACCCAGCUUCCUUCCCCAAGUCACCUUUAUUAUGUGCUUGCAUAGAGUUUCUAACCGGUAUAGUGUGCCAGACGUAUUUAUUUGAACUGCAGCACGAAUAUAAUUAACAGCAUCUCAGUUUUUUUAGAACAGUGAUACUUUUUUUGGACCAGCUAUUAAAACAUUG
Neoarius graeffei (lesser salmon catfish) is the source of this 1447-nucleotide messenger RNA. RefSeq lists its product as uncharacterized. The record is from RefSeq and is a predicted model, not a curated record. Bases 365 to 970 code for a protein of 201 amino acids. Lineage: Eukaryota; Metazoa; Chordata; Actinopteri; Siluriformes; Ariidae. The transcript has a single exon.